Pseudoliparis swirei is the source of this 1930-nucleotide messenger RNA. Its product is annotated as leucine-rich repeat-containing protein 24-like. Bases 65 to 1930 code for a protein of 621 amino acids. NCBI's taxonomy places the organism in Eukaryota, Metazoa, Chordata, Actinopteri, Perciformes, Liparidae. The transcript has 8 exons. Gene Ontology annotation, molecular function: protein binding. The record is from RefSeq and is a predicted model, not a curated record.
CGGGGAAGGCGCCACUGUCGGAGUCGAUUCCAUCCUCUUCCAGCGAGUCCAGGCCGUUUAUGUGAUGGCUGUGCUUUGGGGGCUUCCUCUCUCGGUGCUUCUUCUCUCCCUGCACACUCCGAGUCGAGCAUCUCCGUCCUGCCCUGUGCACUGUCGCUGCUACAGCCUCACCGUAGAGUGUGGGUCCACCAGCCUGACGGACGUCCCUAAACACAUCCCUCCAUCCACACAGACCAUCUUCCUCCAGGACAAUGUGAUUGGUCAGAUCCGCCGACAGGACCUAAUUCGACUGCGGCACCUGCACUACUUGUACCUGCAGAACAACACCAUCGCAGCAGUGGAGCCGGGCUCUUUCCAGAACCAGGGCCAGUUGCUGGAGCUGGCUCUGAACGGGAACCGGGUCCACCUGGUGACAGCUGACAUGUUUCAGGGACUUGAACAUCUCCGCAUUCUUUACCUGGCAGGAAAUGACAUCACACGCCUACUGGACUACACCUUCCGUGGUUUACAGCGCCUGCAGGAGCUCCAUUUGCAGCACAACAACAUCGAGAUGUUAGCAGACCAAGCUCUAGUUGGUUUGACUUCUUUGGCUCUGCUGGACCUGAGUAGGAACAAUCUACACACCAUCGGCCCUGCGUCCCUGCGACCUCUGGUCAGUCUCCAGGUGCUGCGUAUCACAGACAACCCAUGGCGCUGUGACUGUGCUCUCCACUGGCUGAGGAGCUGGAUUGAUGAGGAGGGCCAGAGGCUGCUCAGCUCUGCAGAACGUCGACUGGUCUGCACUGAGCCGCCACGCCUCACACACCUAAGCCUGGUGGAGGUCCCCCUCAAUAGCUUGGUGUGUAUUCCUCCACUGGUGCAGCUGGAGCCCAGAAGACUAGCGGUGCGGCUGGGAGAGAGCCUCAGGGUGUCCUGCCAUGCCUCUGGUUACCCGCGGCCACAGGUGACCUGGAGGAAGGCGUCCCAGGGUAAAGUGGUGCUUUCUCCCAGAGGCCUGGUUCAGGAGCUGGGUGCAGGAGGAGGCGGUUUGGCUGGAGGAGAACAACCCUCAGAAGAAGGCAGAGUCAGCCUGCAGAAGACUGACGGCGAGCGCUUUGAUCCCGACACUGGCAGUGGCAUGCUGUUUCUUAGUAAUGUGACUGUAGCUCAUGCGGGUUUCUACGAAUGUGAAGCCUGGAACGCAGGGGGUGUGGCCAGGGUGACUUUUCAGCUCGCCAUCAACUCAUCCACUUCCUCUUCCUCCGCUUCUUCCUCCAUCUGGGCCUCGUGGUCCCAGGUGUCCUCGCCAUACUCACCCUCCUGGCCCAGGCUGAGGAGCCGCGGUGCUGCUCCGGGCUCAGAUGUUAGUCGAGAGCCGCUGUACGCACUAGGCAGCAUGGCCUUCAGCGCUUUGGGAGCUGCCACUCAAACUGCUAUAGCUGUUGGCAUCUCUCUGCUGGCUCUGACCGCUCUGCUGCUGGUCGCCAUGAUCUACAGCCGGCAUCGCCAAAGAGAGAAGGAAGCGGAUGGAGCUGAGAAGGAGGAGAGCAUCCUGUACGUGAAUGACUAUUCCGAUGGCCCCACCACCUUCGCCCAGCUCGAGGAGUAUCGGGAUGAGCGAGGCCAUGAGAUGUACGUCCUCAACAGGGCCAAGCCUGUGCUGCCUCCUGCUCCACCCACAGCUGUUUCCACCACUAACCUGGGUGGCCCUGUUCCAUCUGACACCUCCAGCCACACCCUCUCCUCUGGGCCUUCCCAGAACAUGAGUCCCACUCUGGCCCCCAACAAAAAGCUGCAACAGCAGCAGGAGGGCGACAUACGGACCAUGAGGAGGAUGGCGGGGGAGGGAGGGGAAGCCAAGCCUGUGAUCACAUCCGAGGCAGAAGGGAUGUUUCUUAACCACACAGGCCUGUUCAUGGACUCCCAGAUAGCCUAUGAGAUCCACUGCUGA